Molecule: messenger RNA, 404 nt
Organism: Mercenaria mercenaria
Lineage: Eukaryota; Metazoa; Mollusca; Bivalvia; Venerida; Veneridae
Exons: 3
Coding region: 36-404 (122 amino acids)
Source: RefSeq, a predicted model, not a curated record
UACUUUUUUAUUGUGUGUAAAGGAAUCUGACCAGGAUGAGUUAUUUAAAGCCAUUUAUUUUCCUUUGUGUCUUCAUUGUGAAAUUGAAUUCAGCUACAGAUAGGCAUAACAAAAACAACAGGUUUAUCAUCGAGUCUAGAGGAGAUUUCACAGAUAAGUUGACACGCGGCUUACGUAAACUCAAAUUUAGCCUCUAUGUUCAGAUAACUUCGUCAGUAUACAUUUUUGAAUAUCAAGGAAAUGGAAAUGAGGAACAUGCAACAGAGCAGGUGAUGAAUAACUUUCGAGAUCAGAUUCAAGCUAUUGAGCUAACAAGAAUCUAUAACAAUACUUUAAAGCCAGUAAACGCAAAAACAGAUGGAACUGAAAAGAAUUGGAAUAAGGUAAUAAUUUACUGUUCAUAA